Molecule: messenger RNA, 1494 nt
Organism: Galleria mellonella (greater wax moth)
Lineage: Eukaryota; Metazoa; Arthropoda; Insecta; Lepidoptera; Pyralidae
Gene: Desat1
Product: acyl-CoA Delta(11) desaturase-like
Exons: 5
Coding region: 347-1369 (340 amino acids)
Biological process (GO): unsaturated fatty acid biosynthetic process
Cellular component (GO): endoplasmic reticulum membrane
Molecular function (GO): stearoyl-CoA 9-desaturase activity; iron ion binding
Source: RefSeq, a predicted model, not a curated record
AUUUAUCGUGAUUAAAUUAGGAAUGGACUGAUGUUAUAUUUCAAUGUAUUUACUCGGUGAGUACAAAUAACCAGUAACCAAAAAAGAAAUCUUUUCGAGUAGUGAUCAUUUACAGACAAACGCAGUGCAGAACGAUCACCAAGUAUAUAGAGUUACGACCUUACAUUAAAAUGUUUUUUUGCAUGUAGGUACUUAGGAAAUAUAUGUCACAGUAGCAUCAUAGCGCAUACCGUCAUGUAUACUUAAAUUGCGGUUGGUUUGGUCGAUAUUGUUGUGAUUUCAGAAGAUUAUCUGUUGAACAUUUUAAGGAAUUCAUUUGAAACAAAAGCAUACCUCAAACUUGAACAUGGAACCUAAAAAAGCGCUAAAGUAUGGCGUUUUGAAUGAAGGCCAAAGCAAUCUAAAGGAUUUGGAGCCGAGAGAAUAUAAAAUAGUGUAUCAUAACUUAUUAACAUUUGGUUAUUGGCAUCUAGCUGGGAUAUAUGGAUUAUAUCUUUGCUUCACUUCGGCAAAAUGGGCUACUAUUAUAUUAUCUAUAUUCACAUACAUGGCGGCCGAAAUAGGUGUUACGGCUGGGGCACACCGUUUAUGGGCACACAAGACGUAUAAAGCUAAACUGCCACUGCAAAUAUUUCUCAUGGUCUUAAACUCUAUAGCAUUCCAAAAUACAGCACUGCACUGGGCCAGAGACCAUAGAUUACACCAUAAAUAUACUGACACAGACAUCGACCCGCACAAUGCCAAAAGAGGUUUCUUUUAUUCUCAUGUGGGAUGGCUGUUGGUGAAGAAAUUACCAAAAGUUAAGGACUAUGGUAGACAGAUAGACAUGAUAGAUUUAAACAACAAUCCAGUAUUGAGAUUCCAGAAAAAGUACGCUAUACCGUUUAUUGGUUUAGUCUGUUUCAUUAUUCCAACUCUAAUACCCAUGUAUUUUUGGGGAGAAAGUUUGAACAACGCAUGGCAUCUUUGUAUGCUACGUUAUAUCAGUAAUUUGAAUGCAACUUUUCUCGUAAACAGUGCAGCUCAUAUGUGGGGGUACAAGCCUUACGAUAAGGGUAUACUUUCAACUCAAAACUUGCCCGUCUCUCUAGCUACUUUUGGUGAAGGUUUCCAUAACUAUCACCAUGUAUUUCCAUGGGAUUAUCGUGCAUCUGAACUUGGAAAUAAUAAGCUGAACUUAACGACGAAGUUUAUUGACUUUUUUGCUUGGAUCGGAUGGGCGUAUGACUUGAAAACUGUCCCUAAAGAUAUGAUUAUGAGAAGAGCUAAGAGAACAGGAGAUGGCACUAAUCUUUGGGGUUGGGAGGAUAAUGAUAUAUCAGAAGAGGAUAAAAAUACUACUAUUAUACUUUACGAAAAGAAGAAAUAAUCAAUUUACAUGUUUUACGUUGAACGUCUUGUGUAUAUUGAAAAUUUAUAUAAAUUUUUCAUUGAAAUUAAACAUAAUUACGAAGUUUGUAGUAAUGUUUUAAAAUUAAAUAGAAAUAAAAUUUU